Ilex paraguariensis (yerba mate) is the source of this 968-nucleotide messenger RNA. Lineage: Eukaryota; Viridiplantae; Streptophyta; Magnoliopsida; Aquifoliales; Aquifoliaceae. The record is from the annotation of a GenBank genome assembly.
GUAUAGUCAAAUUCCAUUGCUUGGCUUCACGCGUAAAUGAAGUUUUUAGUUGGUUUUGUGGUUGAAACUAGUUGGAUUUUAAUCUGAAUCCAACUUCUGAAUUUGAUCCGGGAUAGCUAUAAAGAAAGGGUUGUUGUUCAUUUGUUUCAAUUCACAGACUUUGAAGCACCAGAUUUGAUUGUCUUGCCUCAUAAGUUUGUGAAGUUUUUAACUGGGUCUGCGGUUGAAAAUUUUAUUGUCUUGCUUCUUAUGCAUGUGUGUAUGCGAAGGUUUUAACUGGGUUUUUGGUAGAAAGUUGAUUGGUUCUGAGCUGAACAGAGAUAGCCAUAAGGAACUCCGAAUUAUCAGAUUUCACUGUUUUGCUUAUUGGGUAUUUCCAUCUGGGUUUGUGUUUCUCAGGUCGAAAACGGGUGGAAUGUGGGCUGAAUCCACUUUGGAAUUUCGGAGGCAGCAACUUCUAGAGUCCAGCAACUUCUAGAAUCCAAUCUAUCUUUAUACAUACAUAAAUUGAAUCCAGAAAUAGAGGGAAAGGUUGAAAAGGAAAGAAACGGAAUGGCUUCUGGGAUGGAGAUUGAUGAGGACAAUGAAACCAAAGGUAGCAUGUGGGUUUUGGAGCAGAAGCUUGAUCAACCCAUGGAUGAGGAGGCUGGAAGACUUAGAAAUAUGUACAGAGAAAAGAAGUUCUCGGCACUAUUGAUUUUACGACUUGCAUUUCAGAGCUUAGGAGUGGUCUAUGGAGAUUUGGGGACGUCUCCCUUGUAUGUCUUUUACAAUACUUUCCCUCAUGGAAUCGACAAUUCAGAGGAUGUUAUUGGAGCUCUUUCCUUGAUUAUAUACUCGCUUACGCUUAUCCCACUCCUGAAGUAUGUCUUUAUAGUGUGUCGGGCUAAUGACAAUGGUCAAGGUAAGCUGAUAUUGAAGUAUGAUUGUAAGUUGGGUAGACUGAUAUCAAACACUUCUCUUUGAAU